Messenger RNA from Aspergillus caelatus, 2481 nucleotides. RefSeq names its product beta-glucosidase. Bases 1 to 2481 code for a protein of 826 amino acids. Gene Ontology annotation, molecular function: beta-glucosidase activity. Gene Ontology annotation, biological process: glucan catabolic process. The transcript is spliced from 3 exons. NCBI's taxonomy places the organism in Eukaryota, Fungi, Ascomycota, Eurotiomycetes, Eurotiales, Aspergillaceae. The record is from RefSeq and is a predicted model, not a curated record.
AUGGAUCUCACAGUCUUACAGGUUUUCGCUGGUGGGCUGUUGGUGUCUUUAGCGAGCGCACAGUUUGUGCCCUCAUACGACAAAAACCUCGCUCAAGCUGAAUACGUUCCUUUCAGCAACCCCCAGCCGUUGGAUACGCCUAUCCUUGGCCAAUACGGCCAUUCGCCGGCUGUUCUCCCAUCUCCCAAUAUCACUGGGACUGGUGGAUGGAAGGAUGGCCUGGAAAAGGCUAAGGCUUUCCUGGAGCAGUUGACCCUUGAGGAGAAGGCAGACAUCGUCACUGGCACGCAGGGCCCAUGUGUGGGCAAUAUUGCUCCAAUUCCCCGGAUCGGGUGGAAGGGCCUUUGUCUCCAGGAUGGCCCUAUGGGCAUCCGCAACGCUGACUAUGCCAGCGUGUUUGUCUCAGGCGUCUCUGCUGCCUCUACAUGGGAUCGGAAAGUUCUCUAUGACAGAGGAAAGGCCAUGGCCCAGGAAUUCAAGGACAAGGGUGCUCAUGUUCAUCUCGGCCCUGUUGCCGGCCCCCUCGGUCGCAACCCUUAUGCUGGCCGAAACUGGGAAGGCUUUGCUGCCGAUCCUUAUCUCACAGGUGUCGCUAUGGAAGAGUCUAUUAAGGGUAUUCAAAGUGUCGGCAUUCAGGCCUGUCCUAAGCACUUCAUUGGCAAUGAACAGGAGAAACAGCGUCAGCCUAGCAUCCCUCAAAACUUAACAUACGACACCCAGGUUGAUCAGGAAUCUGUCUCAUCAAACAUUGAAGACAGAACGAUUCACGAGCUUUACCUGUGGCCCUUCGUGAAUGCUAUCCGUGCAGGAGCCACUACUGUCAUGUGCUCGUACAACCGACUCAAUGGAUCUUAUGCGUGCCAGAACUCUAAAGCUCUGAUUGGCCUUCUCAAGGGCGAGCUUGGCUUCCAGGGUUAUGUUCAAUCCGAUUGGGGUGCCACUCACUCGGGAUUAGCCUCUAUUGAAAGCGGCUUGGAUAUGAACCUACCUGGAGGGUUCAGCAUGUUCGGAGACCGAUGGUCUGGCACCUUCUUUGGUGGUAAUAUUACGGUUGCUGUCCGAAACGGCACUCUGCCUGUCGAACGUUUGAACGACAUGGUGCUUCGAGUUAUGACGCCAUACUUUGCUCUCGGUCAAGAUAAGAACUAUCCAACCGUGGAUAGAUCCAGUGUUGAUCUGAAUAAUUUCACCCCUCCAGACACUUGGGUUCGAAACUUCACCAUCUCGGGGGCCUCACACCGGGAUGUCCGCAGGGACCAUGCUAAACUCAUCCGUCAGCACGGUGCCGACUCUACCAUCCUGCUAAAGAAUGAGCGAAAUGCUCUCCCAUUGGAAGCUCCCAAGCGGAUUUUUGUAUUUGGUAACGACGCCGGGGAAGUAACCCAUGGUCCCUACAACUCAGCAAACUUUGAGUUUGGCACUCUUGCUGCUGCUGGUGGUUCAGGAACCGGCCGUUUUACUACCCUGUCCACUCCACUCCAGGCUAUUCAGUCUCGUGUGGCCAAGGAUGAUGGUAUCGUCCGAUUCUGGCUGAACAACACCCUGAUCAUCGGAGAUAGCGCUGGUUCUGACUCGCAAAUUUGGGUCUAUGAGCAUCCUGACGUCUGCUUGGUCUUCCUCAAGAACUGGCAUGAGGAGCUGGUUGAGCGGCCCUCUCUCAAUCUAGACUGGAGAGCAAAUGAACUCGUUGAGAAGGUUGCUUCAAAUUGCAACAACACAGUUGUUGUGACACAUAGCGGCGGCGUCAAUGUUCUGCCUUGGGCCGACCACCCCAAUGUGACCGCUAUCCUGGCCGCCCACUAUCCUGGCCAGGAAACAGGGAAUGCUAUCGCCGAUGUCCUGUAUGGAACGGUUAACCCCUCAGCCAAGCUUCCCUAUACUAUAGCUUAUAGGCAGAGCGACUAUACUGCUCUGCCAACAACCUCAGUCAAUACCACUGGUCCUGACGACUGGCAGUCUUACUUCGAUGAAAAGCUUGAGAUCGAUUAUCGCUACUUCGAUGCGCACAACAUCUCCGUACGAUAUGAAUUUGGCUUCGGUCUCUCUUAUAGCACGUUCCAUCUCUCCGGCACCAAGAGCGUGCGUCUUGCUGCGGAAGGUAUCACUGCGCGGCCGAAAAAGCAGAAGAUAGCACCCGGUGGUAAUCCGGCGCUUUUUGAGCCACUCUACGAGGUCUCCUCCACCGUCACAAACUCAGGAGAGAGAUACGGCGGGACAGUGGCCCAGCUAUAUGUCACUUUCCCUAAUAACACUCCCAAGGGUACCCCGCCCAAGCAACUUCGAGGGUUUCAAAAAGUCUUCCUAGAGAAGGGUGAAUUCAAAACUGCGACCUUCGAGCUGAUGAGACGUGACCUUAGCUACUGGGAUGUGGGGGCUCAAGAAUGGGUUAUACCACAGGGUGAAUUCACUCUGAGCGUCGGCUUCAGCAGCCGAGAUCUCAGGGAACUGAUCAAGAUUACUCCUUUGUCAGCCUCAAAUUGA